Messenger RNA from Ochlerotatus camptorhynchus, 2528 nucleotides. RefSeq names its product acyl-CoA oxidase 1 (gene ACOX1). The coding region runs from base 459 to 2468 and encodes 669 amino acids. Gene Ontology annotation, biological process: lipid homeostasis; fatty acid beta-oxidation using acyl-CoA oxidase. Gene Ontology annotation, molecular function: fatty acid binding; FAD binding; acyl-CoA oxidase activity. NCBI's taxonomy places the organism in Eukaryota, Metazoa, Arthropoda, Insecta, Diptera, Culicidae. The record is from RefSeq and is a predicted model, not a curated record. Gene Ontology annotation, cellular component: peroxisome. The transcript is spliced from 9 exons.
UUAAGUAACGUUUUUUGCUAUUUUUGCAAGAGCUGUAAAAAGUUAUCAAAAGCGCUGCUGCAUAAAGUUGACUGGUAGACUCGCACUUAAGCUCGUCGCUCGAGUAAGUGAAUACGUGUGUAAGUGCACAGCUAGCUCUCAGUGCUGUCUCGAAAUAAGUGAGUUGUGAGUUGUUACGAUCCAAAGGUUAAUUCCAGUGAUUAUCAUCUAGAGUAAUCUACAAAACUGAUGGUCAUAACCCUGUGUUUAGAGCAACUUUCUCACAUCAGUCGUUUGAGUGAAUUACUGGAAUUCAGACCAAGGCAGGGAGUUAUACUAGCUCAAUUGUUGCGUCCUAUACCUAGUAAAAAGUAGUGAAUAAUUCACAUCAGUAAUUGAGGUCAGUGGUACAUCGCGUGCAUAUCUCCCAGUCGUCAAUAGAGCAGAGGAAAGUAAUCGUCGUACGCACAACAGCAAAUAUGCCGAGCUCGAAGGUCAACCAGGAUCUACAGAACGAGCGCAAAAAAUGCAGCUUCAAAAACGAAGAUUUCACCUUAUGGUGGCAAGGUGGAGAGGCCAAAUUAAAGGAAAAACGAUCGCGAGAAAAAUUCUUCCUAUCGGAGCCUGAGUUUUUCGACAAAGUUCCAUUGCACUUUUUAUCCCACAAGGAGGUCUACGAAGAAUCGGUCCGCAAAGCCACUGUAAUUUUCCGCAAAGUGAAGCAAAUGCAAGCCCAGGGCAAGGAUGGCGUGGACAAUUACAUGGCCCUUCUAGGAGGACUUCUAGGGUCUGGAAUUCUCAAGGAAGGAAAUCCUCUGGCUGUGCAUUUUGUCAUGUUUCUCCCUGCCCUGAUGGGACAUGGAACACCUGAACAACAAGCGGAGUGGAUCGGGCGAGCAUGGAAUUGUGAAAUUGUUGGAACCUACGCUCAGACUGAACUUGGUCAUGGUACCUUUAUCAGAGGUCUGGAGACAACUGCGACUUAUGAUGAAAACACCAAAGAAAUUGUGCUGAACAGCCCAACGUUGUCGUCAUACAAGUGGUGGCCAGGGGGACUUGGACAUACCGCCAACUACUGUGUAGUAAUUGCACAGCUGUACACUAAGGGCGUGUGCCAUGGAAUUCAUCCGUUCAUUGUGCAACUUCGCGAUGAAGAAACUCAUAUGCCAAUGCCGGGGAUCACUAUCGGAGAAAUUGGCAACAAGUUAGGCAUGAACGGAGUUAACAAUGGAUUCCUUGGUUUCAAGAAUGUUCGCAUUCCUCGUGCGAAUAUGUUGAUGAAGAACGCUAAGCUGCUCGAGGAUGGCUCAUUCGUGAAACCGCCAUCAUCUGUAUUGACAUAUGGUACGAUGAUGUUCGUUAGAGUGGUCAUUGUAAGAGACAUGGCCAAUUAUCUGUCGAAAGCGGUAACAAUAGCCACCCGGUAUUCUUGUGUGCGUCGCCAAAGCGUUAUCAAUCCAGACCAGCCAGAAGUACAAGUCAUCGAUCAUCUUACCCAACAGUACAAGCUAUUUCCAGCGAUCGCUAAAAGUAUAAUCUUCAAACUAACUUCCGAUAAUUUGUGGGACAUGUAUAACCAGGUGACGUCCGAAUUGGAUAAAGGAGAUCUGGAACGACUACCGGAGUUGCAUGCGAUCGCCUGUUGUUUGAAAGCAGUGUGUACUGCAGAUGCCGCGCAAGCGGUUGAAACGUGCCGUUUGGCAUGCGGCGGUCAUGGCUAUAUGACAUGUUCCAAUCUGUUUGGUACAUACGGUAUGGUCACUGCUGCGUGCACCUACGAAGGUGAAAACACGGUGCUUCUGCUACAAACAGCCAGAUAUUUACUUAAGGUGUGGACUCAGGCUCAGAAAGGACAGGAAUUAGUUCCCACUGUGCAGUACCUGCAGAACUUCCUCUCUAGCAAUCAACGCCAAUCGUGGGAUGAUUCGGUGCCCGGAAUAAUUAAAGCACUUCAAACCGUGGCUGCUGGAAAACUCCGCCUAGCCAGUGACCAUAUCGAACAGCGCAAGCGAACAGGCCGAACACCGGAGGAAGCCGUCAACCUGACAUCGAUAGAAUUAGCACGGACAGCUGAUGCUCAUUGUCGUGCUUUCCUGGUCCAGUCUGGAUACGAGAUGAUUGAAAAAUCUUGCGCAACCAUUCCACCCGAGUUGGCACGUGCUUUGAGAGAUAUCUACGAACUGUACGCAUACGACGAGGCUAUGAAGGUGGUCGGCGAUCUACUGAGAUUCACGACCAUCACGGAAAGUGAUAUUUCACGACUGCAGCAAAAAUUGGAAGAUUCCCUCGCUGCUAUGCGACCAAAUGCUGUCAGUAUUGUUGAUUCGUUUGACAUUCCAGACACGGUGCUCGGAUCAGCACUUGGUGCAUAUGAUGGAAAUGUCUACGAACGCCUCUUCGAAGAGGCCAAAAAGAGUCCCCUGAAUCAGGAACCAGUCAACAAAUCAUUCCAUUUGUAUCUUAAGCCGUUCAUGAAGUCCAACUUGUAAUUCGGCAGUAACACUAUUGUUUGGCAGCGGAUAAGUAAAAGAGUCUUACUUGAUCAGGUU